Molecule: messenger RNA, 2728 nt
Organism: Nothobranchius furzeri (turquoise killifish)
Lineage: Eukaryota; Metazoa; Chordata; Actinopteri; Cyprinodontiformes; Nothobranchiidae
Gene: trim35-12
Product: tripartite motif containing 35-12
Biological process (GO): protein ubiquitination
Cellular component (GO): cytoplasm
Molecular function (GO): zinc ion binding; protein binding; ubiquitin protein ligase activity
Source: RefSeq, a predicted model, not a curated record
CGUGUGCCCAGAUUACUCUCUGGACUGUGUAGAGCCACCUCCUUGGAGCAGCUCCACUCUGCAGGAACACAUUAUGGCUCUGCGGCCCCGAGCGUCCUCUCAGCCAGGAAAAAACUCCUUCCUCCAGAUCUCAAAGUCCACCUCCUCCCUCCGACCUCGGGCUGUUUCCUCAUGCUCAGGCUCCAUGCUGGAAGACGAGCUGUCUUGUCCCGUCUGCUGCGAGAUCUUCAAGGAGCCGGUGGUGCUCAAAUGCAGCCACAGCUUCUGCCGGGCCUGCUUGCAGCAGUUCUGGAACAAGAAGAAGGCCAGACGUGAGUGUCCGAUCUGCAGGAGGAAGUGCUCGCUGACAGAGCCCACGGUCAGUCUCGCUCUAAAGAAUGUGGCUGACACAUUUCUGAGGGAGCAGGAGCGGAAAACCAAUGCAGCGGGGCCAGGGCUGGGACCAGGGUCAGGGCCAGGGCCCAGCAGGACAGGUGAGGGGGCAGCGGUGGUGGUGGAGGAGAAGUGUUUCAGCCAUGGAGAAGUUCUCAAGCUCUUCUGUAUGAAUGACUUUGAAGCUCUGUGCCUCGUGUGUCACACUUCCAAGAAGCAUCAGGGACAUAAAAUGUGUCCUCUGGAUGAAGGAGCUGAGGACCUCAAGAAUGAGCUGAAGAAGGACCUGAUUCCUUUAAAGAAGAACCUGCGUCGCCUGUAUGAAGCCAAGCAGGAGUGUGAGGACACAAUGGUCCACAUCAAGACCCAGACACAUGCCACAGAGAAGCAGAUCAUGCAGGAGUUUGAGCAGCUUCGGGAGUUCCUGGACCGGGAGGAGGCAGCUCGGCUGGCUGCCCUUCAGCAGGAGGACGAGGAGAAGAAGGAGCUGGUUAAGAAGAAGGCCGACCUCAUUACCAGGGACAUCCUCUCCCUCUCUCACGCAGUCAUCGCCAUCGAGAAUGAGAUUUCCUCCAGUGAUGCUCUUUUUCUUCUGAACUAUGCCAGCACAAAGAAAAGACUGCAGAUUCCUCAGAAAGAUCCAGAAAAGGCAUCAGGAGCUCUUAUAAAUGUGGCCAAGCACGUGAGUUCCCUCAGGUACCACGUGUGGGAGAAGAUGGCAGAGCUGGUUCAGUACACUCCCAUCACCCUGGACCCAAACACUGCGUACUCCUGGCUGACCCUCUCGCCAGACCUCACCAGUGUAGCCAACAGUGGGUCUCUGCAGCAGCUCCCGGACAACCCCGAGCGUUUUGGUCAUUUUGUGUUUGUGCUGGGCUCAGACGGCUUUACUUCAGGUCGCCACGCCUGGGAGGUGGAGGUGGGCAACAAGCUGGACUGGAUGCUUGGGGUGGUCAAAGAGUCUAUUGAUAGGAAAGGCCGUAUCUCAGGCUGUCCGGAGGGCGGCUUCUGGAUGAUCUCGCACUACGAGGGAGCAUACUCAGCCAUGACGAGGCCCAGCACCCCGCUACACCUGGAGGGGGAGCUAACUCGGGUCAGGGUUCAGCUAGACUACGAGUCCGGAGAGGUGGCCUUCUCAAACCCUGUGACCAUGACGCAUAUCUACACCUUCACCGACUUCUUCACUGAGAAGAUGUUUCCCUUCUUCUGCCCUGGGGCAAACAUUAAUGGGAAUAACCCCAACCCCCUUAAAAUAUGCCCUGCUAAGGUGUCUGUGUGGAACAGUGCGACCUGGUGAUUUCAGGUCACUUCCCAGAAGGCCUCAGACCAGAUGAGGUCAACAAGCAGACAUUUUCAUUAGUAAUGUUUUGUAUUUCUCUCAGAUUUAUUAGUGUCAGAAGCAAAAACAUGUCGUUUGAAACAAAAAUUGUUCGGAACAUUUCCUUUCUCAAGUCAGAGUAUCUAACAGCUCUGCAUCAGGUGGUCAGAGUGCACAUUUGCUGUCUCACAAAAGCCACAUUUAAGGUGCAUUAUGUAGAAAUAAAGUAAACAUUACAUCUUGUGGUAAAAAUUUGGGCACUGCAUUCACUUUAAACAACUCUGGAGCCAUUGUCAAAUUACAGUUGUCGCCGGUGCUGCAGCAUUAGCUCGCAGGAGACACGGCACCCCCACACUCACUGAUGGUAAACAGCAGUUAUGUCCCUCCUGCCUUUGUUUUGAAAGGAGAAAAACUGACAAUCCCCGCAGCCAGCUGGAUAUGAGAUAUGUUUCAGUUUAACCUUCCUUCCAAAAUGACAGAAACUCUGGUCUCCUCUGGGAUUUUCUCUCUGUAAAAUUCUCACUAUAUUCUUACAUGCUGCACCUUUACUUUACUCUGAUUUCUUUUGAUUCAAGUCCGUUUCACAUUAAGAUCAAUGUGUGUGACAGUUAAAGCAUUCAUCUCUUUAAUCUAUGAGAAUAAAAAAAUCUGCUGUACAUGAAGUUCCUGACGCAGACAGCUUCAGAGUCAGCUACAUGCAUUCACUUGUUUUAUAUUUGGAUUCAAGCCCACAGUCAAAGGCUCUGACCUACUGAGAAUUUUUACUCCACAAAUGAACUGUGUGGCUGCUGCUGUAUCAGAAACCAAACUGGGAUUGCUUAAACCCAACAGAAAUGUGAGCUCGUGCUUUGGGAUGUUUAAAACCGGCAGCUGAUGAAUAAACUACCUUUAAGAGCACAUUCUGACCUGUUGUGUCUUUUUUGGAAGAACUCAGAGGGCAGCAGCUAGUUUCUCCCGGACUCCGUAUCCUCUCAUGUUUGUGUGCAACUGGAGGCAAAGCGACACAGAAACUAAAGGUGUUUUUAUCGUGCCAUCGUU